This is a messenger RNA of Trichomonas vaginalis G3, 567 nucleotides long. RefSeq lists its product as uncharacterized. The transcript has a single exon. The record is from RefSeq and is a predicted model, not a curated record. Bases 1 to 567 code for a protein of 188 amino acids. Lineage: Eukaryota; Parabasalia; Trichomonadida; Trichomonadidae.
AUGACUCAUUUCGUUGGUGUUGACUUUAAUUCAUUAUAUCCUUCAUCAUUUUCAUCUAAUCCUCAUGAUUUCAUUCAAUAUACUGACCAUAAAAUGUAUAUGCCGGGAAGAUUGAAUGGUGUUAUCAUUUGUGAUACAGCAACAAAGAAAGCAAAAGCACUGGGAAUUAUUAGAAAGAAAAAUACUUUAUUCGUGGCUGAAGUAAAGGGUCACAUUGAUGAAAAGUAUAUUAAUGAUUACAUUAACUUUUUACCGAUAAUAAGAAACUUAGAUAUUAUCACAGAUGAAAAAACAAUUGGCAGUUUUAUGUAUAAUUACAUGAAAUCAAAUAAUUUACCAGUUGACCAGAAACAGAGGAAAUUAACUCAGUUAGCAUCAACACACAACCAAUAUCAACCAUUUUCUUCUUAUUAUCUUUGGUAUCUAAUAGACAGAUUUCAUUUUAUCAUCGAUGAUAUUCAAUCAAUUUUAACAUUUACGAAAAACACUUGUUUUAAUGAAUUUGCGAACGAAUUUAUGAACGAAAGACAAAAGGCUGAAUUAGAAGGAAAUAAAGGAAAAAGUUGA